AUAUAUUCUCUCUCAUUCCUUCAAAUCAACUAGAAUCCUGUGUUCCCAUAUACCGUGGUAUGUGGUUUCUUCCUAUGCAAGAUAUAGUCAGGAACUGUAAAGGUUAACUCAGACAACCAAUUAGGUAUCGGUGAUAUGAUGGUGGUUCUCAGCACAGGUUAGUUGGUCCAGAUGUCGGAGGACCAGCGGCACCAGCGGGCCGAUGCCUCCCAGACGGCGAAGGGAGGUCUGGAGACUGGGGAGGGCGACACGGAGCCCAGCAUGUUGCUGCAGAAACUAAACAGCAACAUCUCUAAGAACGUUCAGACCAAAGUGGAUCAAAUCUUGCAAGACGUUCAGCGCUUCUCCGACAAUGACAAGCUGUAUUUGUACCUCCAGCUGCCCUCUGGACCCAGCUCCGGAGACAAAGGCGGUGGCGACCCCAGUUCAUUCAACACAGCCGACCAGCUUCACACCUGUAACUGGAUCCGCAGUCACCUGGAGGAGCAUUCAGACACCUGUCUGCCCAAACAGGACGUCUACGAGACGUACAGGAGGUACUGUGAGAACCUGCAGCACCGUCCUCUGAGCGCUGCCAACUUUGGGAAGAUCAUCAGAGACAUUUUCCCCAACAUCAAGGCGAGACGACUCGGAGGCAGAGGACAGUCCAAGUACUGUUAUAGUGGCAUCAGGAGAAAGACGGUUCUCAACAUGCCUCUGCUGCCCAACCUGGACCUAAAGAAUGACCCGUCGGAACUGACUGAACUGGUCCAGACCUACAAACAGGAAGUGACGGAGGCGGCCUGCGAGCUGAUCUGUGAUUGGGCUCAGAAGAUCUUGAAGCGUUCCUUCGACACGGUGGUGGAGAUAGCUCGCUACCUGAUCCAGGAGCACAUUGUAAACCCUCGCUGCAGCCAGGCUAAGCUUGUCACGUCUGCAGCACUCGCAGGUGGUCCAGCUAAAACCCACAAAGUCAUUAAGAAGACUCCUGUGAUCUCUCAAGCUGAAGGAGAUGGAGCUGCAGACCAGAAGAAGGAACAGGGAGAUGUGUCCUCAUCCUCACCGAAGCUUUCUUCUGGAGACAAAUCGACAUCAGCAGUACCCAAGCCUUCCUCAGCAGAUGUUCCCCCUCCUGCUCCUCCUCCUCCUCCCUCUUCUUCCUCUUUGCAACCAGCAGUGGAGGCGUUCAUAAAGCAGUUACCCAGAAUCCUGCCUCGUAGCCCCAUCCCGGAUAAGACCUUCUCCGUCUGCUCCUCUGUGCCCCCCCAGACCCCGGCAGAUGCCUCUGCUGUUGGAGUGCAGUCUGCACACGGAUGCCCUGCUGCUGCUGCUCCUGCCAACAGCGGUGGGGUGAAGGUUAUUACUAUGACAACACUGUCCCAGCAGCAGGGCAGGCCUCUCCCGGUGAUGAUUCUUCCUCAGGGCUGUUUGUCCUUUGAGACGGACAAGGUAGCGCCGCCUCCUUCUCUUUCUGCCCAGCAGCACACCGGGGCAGCCCCAACCUCUGUGGUCCAGAAAGCUCGAGGGACCACCACCAAGCGUCCCCUGGAAGGGGAAGCAUCAUGUGUUGGUGCUGUUGGUGUUUCGGCUGUUUCUUCUCUCAGCAGUUCUCCGGUUAAACGGAAACGCGGACGACCAAGAAAAACCCGUCCAGAAGACCUGGUUCCUUCUCCUUCUGUGGCUGUUCCUCCUCCUGCGCCUCCAAUCAUCACACCAUUAACUGGCGGCGUCAUCCAGAAGGCUACUUCCUCCUUGUCAUCCUCCACACAGACGGUGGUGGAGCUGGUGAUCCAAGAACCGCCUGGACUGGUUCUGGGUCAGCUGCCGGCCAUGUCUGAUCCGGCUCAUCGAUUGGUGGAUCCCCGCGGGAUGGUGGUACAGUGCCAACCGAGUGGGGCAGCCGACCUGGACAGCCAUGUUAGGCCCGUGCUGCUCUUUCAAAGUCCUGGAAACCCCAGCUGGGAGUUGUCCCCGUCCGGGCGGACCCCGAUGGUGGAAGUCAUCCAGAAAGCUCCAAGACCAGGCAAUAACAGCUGCAGCACGGCUCCCCCUCCGACCGCACACCUCCAUUCACCUCCUCUCCCUCUGCCCACGCUGCACGAGGAGCAAAGCGAGGUGGAGAUAACGCUGACGCCAGUGGAAGUGCACGUCAACCCGCCGCCCACUUCCAUCUCCACCUCCUCUGCUGCUCCUGCCUCCUCCCUCUCAAUCUCCUCCACCAUGGUGGUAAAGAUUGAGGAGGAGGAAGUAGAAAACAGCUCCCCAUCCCAGAGAGAAGGACAUUAACUGGCACCAGCCACCUUCUUGUUUAUUAUGUUCCUCUCAUUGACUCCAUCCCUCAGAUUUGACCUUAACUGCUAAAUGUCUCCUCCCCUUCAUCUAUCCUUGUCCUGAUUGGUGGAAAAUCCCAGAUUGGCUAGAGCAGGAAGCCAAUCCAGCAGGAUAAAUGAAGCCAAAAAGUCCACAUGCCACCAUUCUGUUCCAGUGCAUUCGUAAACUGCGCUUCUUUACCUGCAUGUCUGUCCGUGGGCGACUUGUGGUUAAACUCUGAACCACUCUCUUUACCUUUUUCCCUCUUCCCUUCCUCGCCUUAUUUGCUGUAUCUUUAACCCCCCCCCCCCCCCAAAAAAAAAAAAUCCUGCGCUGUUUGUCUUCUUUGCUUAACUUUAAAUAAUGAAAAACUGUGCAAAGUUAAAAUUAAGAGGAAGAAGAUAAGGUGCCAUGUUUUUUAAACAUGCCUCAGAUAUUGAUAAUACAGGUGGUACAUACGGGUUAUCCUUCUAAAGGUUCUCUGUGGUAAAUGGACCAGAACCAAGCUUUGUUUCACCUUCAGGCCAUAAAAUGUGUUCCUGAGGAAAUUGUUGAAGUUCUGAUAAUAAUAGUAAUAUUAAGAAUUCGAUGAAUGUGAGUUAAAGCUGGGUUCAGCUCUUCUCUUCUAAAGAGUUACUUUGUUUUAAGCAGAUUUGUCAUUUUAUCUGUGUGGGCUUUGCACAAGUCUCUGAUUGUGUGUUUGAGUUUGAAAGCUUGAAAGCAUAAAGUUGUUCAUUACCCAGAAUAAUAUAUCAAGUAAAAUGAGUCAUUUUAUAUCUAAAAACAACAAUUUUAUACAUAAACCUCAAUAUGUCAGAAUUAUUCCAGAAAACAUAGCUUGACCUGCCGCAGAUUCAGAAUCGUUCCUGUAGAUUUCAGAAGGUUUGUUGGUGAAACUCUGAAACAUAUUAGGUUGGGUCUGAAAUCCAUCUUCUAUGAUCUAAAACACAUGAAAACAUGAACAGUGAGGAAAGUUGCAGAUACUGACAGGGUUUUUUUUGCUUUUAGACGUAUAAAUUCAGUCGAGAACCAAAAAUGCUUCAGCUGUUUGCUUAGCUUAGAACCGGAUCGAGAUGGUAUAUGGAUCAAAAUCCUAUAUGCAGAAUAAAAACAAAUAUUAGAGUUUCCUUAACAGUUUUCGUUAGCCCCUUUCAGAUCAUAUCCCAUUAUAAACAUGCAAACACAAGCCAUACUCUGUAGCUCAAUUUGUUUUUGGCAUCACACAACUUGAUCCAGGUUUUCAUGGUUUGAUAACCAUGAUAUAGCCGUACAACAAAGAUUCAUAAAGAUCACCCUGUUGCUUUUGUUUUUAAGAGAAAAGAACAAUUACUUCCAACUCUUGGUGGAAUAAUAAACUUCUAAUUGCUGCUGUGACGAUAUCUAUAAAAUUUGCGUAAUGUAGCUUUCAAGUAGAAGUGCUUAUUGUUGUUUUUUUUCUGCUCUUUAUAUAGUAACCCCGGGCGUAUGACAAGUAAAUAUCAGCUUGUGAAUUAGUCAGGUUAUCUGCUGGUGUACAGCCUGCAGUGGGUUGCCUAACGAUGAUGCCUGUAGCUUUCUCGCUUUCUAACUGCUUCAUUACUUUCCACUCCAUGUCUUUCCAAACUACUGAAUUUGUCUUUGCUAUGAGGAAGAGAAAAAAAGUCUAGAAGUCUUCUAUCAGCCAGCUAAACACCAGUGCACAGCAACAGAAGGGUGCGGGGUGGCAUUGCACAAUUUUAUAUUUUAUACCACCUAAGAAAACUGUUUAACGUUUGUUUUUUUAUUAAAGGGACUUUAAAACCUAGUGGAGGUAUGGUGGAAAAUGUGAGCAGUUUUGAAGCUGUAUCUCUAAAACUUUGGCGUACUUGGAUACCAGCUAGGGUGUGAGCUCAUACAACUCAGCUGCGUUUACUUUAGCAAUCUGCAUUUUCAAGAGAUAACAGAUGAUCAUCAUCCAGGUUGUUCAAAUGCUCCGAAAGCUUCGGAUGGAGCCAAAGCUGUUGUUCAUGCUCAGCGUGAAAUCUGCAACAGAUUCAGCUUGAUGUCUUUCUUAUCAUUUGAUUCAGUGAUUACCUCCUGAGGUGGAUCAACCGUGUUGGGUCAACUUCACCCACCCUGGAUGAAACUAAUAUGCAGGGCAUCAAUAACAACAAACAACAGAUAGAAAUUUAUGAACUGAAAGGGGCUAUUGACACAAAUAAAGGAUUAAAUUGGGAGAAUAAAUCACGUGAUGCAGGCUGUGAGCUAAAAACUAGAUCUCAGAAACAGCAGGAAUACGGUGAAGUUUGUCCUUAAAUGCUAAUAGAUUAGCUCCAGCUCAGGCGCUAGUAGUGCAAAGCACAAGGAAACCUGCCACGUAGCACUAACCCGUAUAGAUGCAGUAAGAUGUAUUAAUUACUGGGUGAUAUUUGUGCAGUUGUUGGUUUUCUGUAGCCGUGAGGUUUUAGAUUUCACGUUUAACCUGGUAGUUGCUUAGCUGUUGUGUGUUGCCAUCGUGCCCUUUGAACCAAGUUCAACCACCUCCUGCAGCUUGCAGCCACAUCUCAGUCAGCAAUGUGACAACACCAUGUUUCUUAUGUCCUUUCUUCAACAUGGCUGCUGAAGAACAGUGUUUCACUGCUUUCAAAUAUCUCUAGAAAUAAACCAAAUAACUCAGGAUGUUGGAAGUUUUGUGUACCACACCUUACUCUUAUUUCAGAUGAACAAUUUCAAUGGAAACGUGUCAAAUUUCUCAGAAGGUCUAGAUCUAGAUAGUUUUCCUCACAGUUCAUAUGCAACACAACAGGAAAGAAUUAUUUCUUCUUUCACCUUUUAAUUUUUGGUGGUUUUCAUGGAAAUGUCACAUUGCUGACGCUCUGCUCUUCACCUCUGCCAAACAUUCUGUCGCUCCACUAAAGGGCGUCUUCUUCAUCAUUGGUGCUACACCAUCAUAGGGCUCCACAACUUUGUCGGCCCUUCCUGUUUCCCCAUCCUGUGGGUACAGAUUUGUAAAAAAAAAAAAUCCAAUUUGUGGACUUGUGUGACUAAAGACUUGUGGUGUCCCGGGUGUGUGUCCCCAUGUUUCCCUCUAUCCUCACAUGGGUUUUUGUUUUGUUCAAAGGACCCUGAAAAUGUCAAGACUGUUAUAAAAUACAACCUCGUUGCAUUAUGGCAGAAGGACGUUUAGCACUGUUGUAAAGCAAGAGAAAGCUUGGUUGUAUGCUCACUGCCCUAAAUUUCUGAUUUAAAAGAAGCACUAAUGAUAAUAUUAGUCCAUCACCUGCGUUUGGUGAAGUGCCAUAUAAUGCAUCCUUCCACAUGGUGGGAAAACUGCUCGGUUCACCGCUUCUCCAACAGAACUGAAACAAACAUUGCACUGUUGAAGGUUUAAAGAGGGACUCUGUAUGUAUAUUAUGAGUUUUGUGUACUGAGAAAAUCCUUUGUCAAGUAUUUAUGAGUGAUGUAAUAUUCUGCUUAAUGCUUGCACUCUGCUAGAGGCCGACAUCUGCCGGCUCAGACUUUUAUUUCACUAGAGUAAUAAUCCUUAUUUAAACUUUUACUCAGUUAAGAGUUCAAUAAUGCAAAAAAUAAAUUGUUUUCAUAUAAUGGUUUAAGUAACUUGAGGGUAUUGGAUGGUUCAAAGCAACAUUUCACUGGUGGGCUUUGGUUGGAACAAUAGUAAAGUAAAAAGGUAUCACUUUAAAGGUCUCAGUAUGCAGCCUGUUAUGGUUGCCGGUCGGUGACUCAGAAUGUUUAGAGAUAAAAACUCAAGGUUUAGGAGAUGCCUUCAUAUGACCAUCCAGAGGUUCUCUUCUGGUACUUGACAACAUGAUUGUUCUCUUCAGAGACAAAUUUGAUGUUGAUCUGCAUUAGUUCGGACCUUAGACUUGAUUUGUACUCUGAUUUUCUUGAUCGAUGGUAAAUAAUGGUGUCUUCGGUCCCUGACUAAUUCAUACCACCAUUCCCAACUCACUUAAAUUUCUUUCCUGCAAACAAACCUUUGGUACGUAGUCAGUCAGUCAGUCAUUUUCUACCGCUUAUUCCAUAGUGGGUCACGGGGGAGCUGGUGCCUAUCUCCAGCAGUCUAUGGGCGAGAGGCAGGGUACAACCUGGACAGAUCGCCAGUCCAUUGUAGCUGUUGCUUAUUAUUUUUUGUCUUUUGUACAGACAAAAAUUAGCAUUUUGAUUUAAUUAUGAAGAUAAACCACCAUAAAUCUUGCAUAAUGUUUAAUUUAAUUGCAUUAUAUUUUCAGAAGAUUUUUGUAUUACCUCCUUGCUCCAUUGAUUGUGGUUCUGAUUUCUGUUGAGCCAGUCGUCUCUUAUAAAACAUAGGAGGUUAUGACUCCUGAUUAAACCACAAAAACUGAGGGACCUCCUGCUGGUAAAUGUUAUCUAUUAGAGUCAUAUAACCACAUUCUUUAGAGGAGACUGAGGUGAUUGACUUGUUGUCAAAGUGAAUACAAAACAGUCCAGGACGGAUGGCUCAAUUUUGUCCUCAGAAAGACUCUGGUAUAAAAUGGCGAACAGACAAAAUCAGCGGCAUCUUCUCGAAGCAUUGAGACUUGUUUUAGCUCAGGAACUUACUUAGAGGUCUGGAUCUGCAACAGCAAAAAAAAAAAAAAGAGUUAUCCUCUUGGUCUCCUAACUGAGCUGCCCAUUGUUCUGGUUAGCCCUACAAGUUUAGAUGUUUCUACUGAAAGAAUGCUGUUAUGUGUGAGAUUGUUACCAAAGCCCAUGGGGAGAUGAUGCUGAUCUCAGAUCUGAUCUGGAAGUGAAAUGUUGCUUCAGGGACUGAGAUGUUGUUUUAAAAGGGUCAGGUUAAAACCUGACACCCCCCGCCCCCCCCUGCAGAACCAUGCUGGGCCAAACAGGUCAAACUGGAAGAUAAUUGGAAAGAAAAUCACUAUGAAUGAGUUGUCUUCAUUUCUUGUAGACAAUAUGUUUAUAAUAGGAGUUAUAACUCCAAUGUAGCUUGUUUUUGGAGCUCUCACUGACUUUUCUGAACAGAUUUAUUUUUACGUACUCUCUGUGUGAAUGUUUGGAAGAAGAGAUGUGCAGUAAAACAAAGAUUUGGGGUCAAAAAGAGCUUCUUAUGUUCAUUUGGAUUCUGAUCUGGGAUUUUACUUCAGGGGAAAUUAGUAACAAAGAGUUAUCAGAUAACAUGUUGACUGAAAAGUCAGAGUUUAGUCAGCUGACUUGCUGUAAGGUGAUCAAAAAUGGUGAAUUCCUAGUUCGGUUUCAGGCGAUUCAGAAGCCGACAUGAUCUUUUCUGUGAGCUGGAGGUAGAUUUUUUGGAACUUGAAUGUUUGAAGCUUAAGAAGCUUAAAAGAAGAGCAGAGAAGGACUUUGGUUUGAUGCAGAACUUGGAGUUUAGAGGUGAAAUAGGUAUCAGUAAGGUAAAGUUGCUGGACUGACCGAAGACGUGGAGGAUAGAAAUAGUCUCUAAUGUGUAGAGGGCUUCAGUUUGGCUGUUUUUGGUCCAGCAUGACCUUGCUAGGGGUCUGUAGCAGGAAGCAAACUUUGAAAGUACAAUGAGGUGGUAGAAGGAAACUUUCACUGUGGAGCCACGUUGCUCAAACUAACCAGAAACGGGUCAGUUAAGCGAAGAUAAUAAAUCGGGAUUCGGGUAUUGGUGCGUUGGUGCUGGAGGAUCAGACCGGGUCUCUGAUGGCACUUUGUGUUCACAACCUGGUGUCGGUUUUAACUCCAAAGUAUUGUUGCUAUUUUAACUAAAACAAAAAUAUGUAAACCGUAGCUAUUAAAGUAAGUGAAAUAAACUUCAUUUAUUUAAAGUAUUAUUCUCAAUCUGCUGAAAGUAAUACUUGUAAAAUAGCGUCUAAUCAAAAUGUUUAUGAAAAUGUGUUUAUUUAUAAAACCCAGUUGUAUGAGCCUAAUGGGUUCAGCCAUCUGGAUUGGCUGUGAUUUGUGGCUAAAUUUGAAGAACCUCCAAAAAAGAAAAAUUAUAAAAUUAGCUUUUUUUUAUUUAAAAAACAUUAUAUGACAAUAACUGUCUUUAUUAAAAUGUUGUUACAAAUUACCUAGUAUCUGUUGGAAAGAAAAUGUCAACAGGUUAAAUGUUAUAGUGAUAAUAAAUUGGAGCCAAACGCCAGUUUGAGGCUGAAGGUGACAAGAUGACGAGAUGUUGGUUAGAGUCAGCUGACCUGGGGGUCAACCCUGCCGUUAAUGUAAUGAUGGCGAACUCUGUCGGAUGUGAAGGAAGCUGUCACCUGUUGAAAACCCACUCAAGGUAAACAUUUGUUAAAAAACGUUUAUUUCUAGGAAAAAAAGUUCAGCAUUUUUACCACUUGACCCUGAGAAGAGGGUUACUGGUUCUGUCACUGCUCAUCCUUUGGAGCUCUGGGUAAUGUAGUCCUUGAGUGGGAAUUUGACACAUGGAGCAGCUUCUUUUGUGAUCGCUCUUCAAAUGUAUUUAAAAGAAUCCCAUAUUUUAUUUUGUUGUCAGUCUUUCGUUCUGGUUAUUGCUGUGUGUCUUUGCUGUUUCAUACAGUUGUACAGCUCGUUGAUGUGCAGGUUUCCCUUUGGCUGUUUGUUGGGUUCUCUUUAUCAUCACCUGUAAAUGUUGGGUUUUUGUUUACCUGUUAACCUGCUGGCUUUAUGUUUUUUUUUUUUUUUUGCACUUUUAAUGUUCCUUUAUGAAGGCGGGACGGUUUUGGAUACUUUUAAGUGAAAAGCACCUUUACUUUGCCCUGUUUCUGUUUUGAAAUGACAAAGAGUGACGGAGUAGAGAAGCCAGAACAUUAAUGUGAAUCUAUUUUCCUACGUUGAUGGAAUAAAAGACGUGACAUUCA
Girardinichthys multiradiatus is the source of this 9056-nucleotide messenger RNA. RefSeq names its product regulatory factor X, 5 (gene rfx5). Bases 172 to 2265 code for a protein of 697 amino acids. Gene Ontology annotation, biological process: regulation of transcription by RNA polymerase II. The transcript has 11 exons. The record is from RefSeq and is a predicted model, not a curated record. Gene Ontology annotation, molecular function: DNA-binding transcription factor activity, RNA polymerase II-specific; RNA polymerase II cis-regulatory region sequence-specific DNA binding. NCBI's taxonomy places the organism in Eukaryota, Metazoa, Chordata, Actinopteri, Cyprinodontiformes, Goodeidae.